This is a messenger RNA of Penaeus chinensis, 675 nucleotides long. It is a transcript of the gene mRpL41, whose product is annotated as 39S ribosomal protein L41, mitochondrial-like. Gene Ontology annotation, molecular function: structural constituent of ribosome. Gene Ontology annotation, biological process: translation. The transcript is spliced from 3 exons. Lineage: Eukaryota; Metazoa; Arthropoda; Malacostraca; Decapoda; Penaeidae. The coding region runs from base 46 to 537 and encodes 163 amino acids. The record is from RefSeq and is a predicted model, not a curated record. Gene Ontology annotation, cellular component: mitochondrial large ribosomal subunit.
UCGCGACCCCUCGGCUCCCUCGGCCCCACAACAACAACAUCAAGGAUGGCUCUCCCCCUGGGCUCGUGCCUCGUCCACACGCGAGCGAUUUCGACCUCUGCCGCCGCUUAUGGCAAGAAGAACUUUAGGAAGUUUCUUAUGUAUGGCAAGAGAGGGACAAGGCAGUUCAAGGAGCAAGUGAAAAGCGAUCCUACUUCGGAGUUUCAUCAGUUAUUUAGUCGUGGUGUGAGGCCAAUUGGUGAACUUGUAGGGAAGAAGUACGAAGUGAUUCCUGAAAUGAUUCCACAGCUUAUUGUACCUGACUUAGAAGGAUUUAAGCUGAAACCCUACGUAUCCUAUCGUGUGCCAGAUGUUGUCCAAGGGGAAUUCCGUCCCCAAGACCUUUUCCACGCAGUGUAUAGCCAGAAGAUCGCAGAGGACUUCAAGGCUGGCAAGCUUGAUGAGGAAGGCAGACCCCAAGAGCCAUCGGAGGAGGAACAGCUGACUCCAGAGGUUGCGAAGGCGAAGGCACUGAUGAUCGGAUCAGACAGGUUCUGAGCAGUCGAUGUGAGGGAGCUAGGGCUAUUGCAAGGAAUGGCUUUAGCUUGGUAACUUCAUUUGUAUAUAAAGAGGAUUGUAUUGUGUAAGAAAGUUUAAAUUAUUAAAUAAAUGUGUCAGUCUGGCAUCAUCACAUUU